Fusarium pseudograminearum CS3096 is the source of this 1011-nucleotide messenger RNA. RefSeq lists its product as uncharacterized. The record is from RefSeq and is a predicted model, not a curated record. The transcript has a single exon. Bases 1 to 1011 code for a protein of 336 amino acids. NCBI's taxonomy places the organism in Eukaryota, Fungi, Ascomycota, Sordariomycetes, Hypocreales, Nectriaceae.
AUGCCUCGAUAUACAGCAGCCCACGCCAACCUUCAAGGACCCGGGGAUGCCCGACCAACAGCCCUACAGAUCGUUAAAGACGAAGAUUUGGUAGGAAAACUCACCGACAAGGUCAUCCUCGUCACAGGUGGAAACUCGGGUCUUGGUCUCGAGACUGCCAAAACUCUUCAUGCAACUGGAGCUACCGUUUAUAUCACGGCAAGGACUUCAGAGAAACUUGAAGAGGCCAUCAAAGACAUCAAAGCAUGGCCUGAGGCGGAAUCUUCUGCGCCUGUAUACGGUAUCGAGUUGCAGCUCGACUCUCUUGCAUCUGUGCGAGCUGCUGCCAAGAAGUUUUUGGAGAAAAGCGAGAAACUGAACAUUCUCGUUCUCAACGCUGGCGUAAUGGCCACUCCAGAAGGACGAACUGAGGAUGGUUUCGAAACGCAGUUCGGCACCAACCAUCUUGGCCAUUUCCUGCUCUUUGAGCUACUGAAGCCCGCUCUUUUAGCCUCUUCGACUCCAUCCUUCCAUUCCCGCGUCGUCUCUCUUUCUUCCAAGGGCCAUCGAUAUGGAGGUGUUCGCUUCGAUGAUUUCAACUUCGAGAAGGAACCUUAUUCUCCUUGGAUCGCUUACGCCCAAUCCAAGACAGCAAAUAUCUACUUCGCAUCCGAACUGGAAAGACGAUACGGAAGUCAAGGCCUUCAUGGUCUCUCUGUUCAUCCUGGCUUUAUCUUUACUAAUCUGGCUCGUCAUAUCGAUGUCAAUCAAAUUGAUGUCAAAGGAGACACAGACAAUUACAUGAAGAAUAUUGAGCAAGGUUCUGCGACGACGGUCUAUGCGGCACUCAGUAAAGACUGGGAAGGCCGAGGUGGGAGAUAUCUGGCAGAUUGUGAUGAGGAACCACCACUGAAGCCAGGCGUUGAUCCUGAGACUUUUGCGCCAGGAUACGCAUCAUGGAUCUACAAUGAAGAAGCAGAAGGCAGACUGUGGGCAGAGUCUCUUAAGCUCGUCGGGCUGGAGAAAGACUAA